Pseudoliparis swirei is the source of this 3044-nucleotide messenger RNA. It is a transcript of the gene chst7, whose product is annotated as carbohydrate (N-acetylglucosamine 6-O) sulfotransferase 7. NCBI's taxonomy places the organism in Eukaryota, Metazoa, Chordata, Actinopteri, Perciformes, Liparidae. The coding region runs from base 100 to 1368 and encodes 422 amino acids. The transcript is spliced from 2 exons. Gene Ontology annotation, biological process: carbohydrate metabolic process; N-acetylglucosamine metabolic process. The record is from RefSeq and is a predicted model, not a curated record. Gene Ontology annotation, molecular function: N-acetylglucosamine 6-O-sulfotransferase activity; chondroitin 6-sulfotransferase activity. Gene Ontology annotation, cellular component: Golgi membrane.
CACACAUAAAUUCGCCGUGGAGCGCCGCGGAGCUCAUUACGCGCCGCAGACCCUCCGGAGCAGCAGCCGGCCGCAGCCCCCCCGCCCCGGCCAGAGGAAAUGAAGAGGCGGUUACAUAAGAAGUACCUGGUCCUCAUCCUGGCAUACUCCGGGUUACUGCUGCUAAUCCCGUACGUGUUAGAUUACCGGGACAAAUCCGUGCAGCGCGCUCAACACCCGCAGCAACAGCCCCGGUGUCCAGACCUGGAGAACACCGUGGCGCAGCUGUGGGGUAACGGGGACCGGGGGAACGGCAGCGGCCACGCGGCGGCGGAGCACGCCGCCAACCGGAGCCGCUCGCGGAUCAACAUCUACCUGCACGCCACCUGGAGGACCGGCUCCUCGUUCCUGGGGGAGUUGUUCAACCAGCACCCCGACGUCUUCUACCUGUACGAGCCCAUGUGGCACAUCUGGCAGGCGCUGUACCCGGGGGACGCGGGCAGCCUGCAGGGCGCCGUGCGCGACAUGAUGGGCGCGCUGUACCGGUGCGACUUCUCGGUGCUGCGGCUGUACGCCGGCGCGCAGAACGUCACCACGGCCUUCAUCUUCGGCUGGAAGAUGAACAAAGUCAUCUGCUCCGAGCCGCUGUGCGCCGCGCACCGGCGGCACGAGGUGGGGCUGGUGAAGGAGGACCGGUGCGCCAAGUGCCCAAAGAGGGACAUCCGGGACCUGGAGCGCGAGUGCAAGAAGUACCCGGUGAUGGUGAUCAAGGGGGUGCGCGUGCUGGACCUGAGCACGCUGGUCCCCCUGAUGAGAGACCCGGCCAUCGACCUCCAGGUCGUGCAGCUGUUCAGGGACCCGCGGGCCGUGCACAACUCUCGGCUGAAGUCCAAGCAGGCCCUGGUGAAGGAGAGCAUCCAGGUGCUGCGCAGCAAGAAGCAGACGGACCGGUACAAGCGGCUCCUGGUGCCCAACAACCGGGUCAACCGGGCCGAGAGCUACGUGUCCGGCGCCAUGGAGCUCAUCUGUGACAACUGGCUGGGGGACUUGAUGCUGGUGGGCAGCGCGCCGCCCUGGCUGAGGAGGAGCUACCUGCGGCUCCGCUACGAGGACCUGGUGCUGCACCCCCAGGAGGAGCUGCAGGGCCUGCUCCGCUUCGCCAACCUGUCCUCCUCCCCGGCGCUGGAGGCGUUCGCCCUGAACAUGACGCGCGGCCAGGGCUACUCCUCGGACCGGCCGUUCCUCAUCUCCUCCCGGGACGCCAAGGAGGCCAUCUACGCCUGGAGGGAGCGGCUCAGCGUGGAGCAGAUCCACCAGGUGGAGGCCUACUGCAGCGAGGUCAUGAGGCAGCUGGGCUACAGGAGGAGCGGCGCCGACGCCGCCUCCUGAGGCGCCCAGCGGCCGUGUGACGAGGAGGAGCAGCAGGAAUGCGGCCGCUGAGGAGCUCUGGGAUGUUUUCCUUCGGCCGAGGAACUGGAGACGACCGAGAGGCCAGCAGCCAAUCACACGCAGAGGAACGUUAACGUGGGGGGGGGCUUAUUGGUCCCAUGUGUUAACACCAGCAGGACAUGAGGACUCAGACCUCCGGCCCGCUCUUAGUCGCACUAAUCCCUCCUCACGGGUCCUCUUGGGGGAACCGGACCACCAGGACCCGGGUCCAGGACCAGCACACCAGCGUGGGCCGUGUGGCGCUCUGAGGAGCUUCUGAGGAGCAGUUGUUCCCUCAGGAAUCCAGACAGCUGCAGCGCCCGGCGGCCAGAACACUCACAUGGGCGUGAAGGUCACGACGCGCGCACGCGCACACACACACACAGGAUGCUGCCAGCAUCACAUGUUCACCUCUAGAAGCUCUGUAACGCAUCUCAAAGAAAUAACGUUUACAACUAUUUAUACGGACCGUGUGUGUGUUAUAACUCAUAUUCACACACGUUGUAGAAUAUAACAUCUUAUUCCACAUACUCACGGCCUCCUGGAACAACAACAACAAGUGUGGCGCAUAGUUUAUUAACAUGCAGUCACAUGGUGGUGAACCAGGCAGCCAGUCACAGGCCUUCAACAGGUAGAGGUCAGAGGUCACGAGCUGGCCUCCAGACGAGUCAUGAAGGGAUCUUUUCUUUCUCUGCACUUAUGUUGGCAGGAACCAUGAGGAAAUAUAUAUUUAUAUUCGUUUAUUUAAAAAAAAAAGUGUUUCAGUUCAGUUUUCCGUGAGCCCGCUUGACCUCUGGAGGAGACCAGAGCCCCCCUCAGUGGACUCGAUCCGUGCUCCAGACCUCUGUCUGCAGCUAGAAUGUAAAUGAGCCUCCAGCUCACAGACCAGAUUCAUUUCCUCUUUGGAGCACCCCCCCCCCCAGUUACGCAAUCCUGCCUCUUCACACCUGUUGUGUAUUCAUUGUGUUCACUGGAGGACACACACGGCCACGCAUGCUGUGUGGUGGGUGUAUAAAAUAAAGGGGGAGGGGCUAAUUAUUCAUAUACUAUUUACAUUUAUGAGGAGCUGAAUGAAACCCGGAGGACCGAGAACCAUGAGGAACCACUUGAGUUCUUGUUUGGGGGGGGGGGGGGGGGGGCGGCUGUUAUUUAUUAAACAAUAAGCUCAUCGGCUUCCUGGCAGAGAUGAUGCGUCUGUGUGGGAAACAUGAAGCUACAGCUGCUUAGCAUAGCUAAGCACAAACACUUCUUUAGCAGGAAAAAUGCAUUAAAAGUGCUACUUUUGAAAUAAAUCAGUCACAAAGAACAGAAGAAGAUGAGGAAGAAGAAGACUUUAAAAGACGUGUGUGUAGUUUGAAACACUUUGGGGGUCUGUAAACCUCUGAAGACAAGAAUGUGACCAGGCUAGCCGUUUCCCUCCGUUUCAAGUCUUUGUGCUAAGCUACGCUAACGCCCUGGAACGAGAGCAACGUCUGUUGACACCUGAUGACGACAUGAAGGCAGUUAUCUUUGAUUUAAUAUGCAAAUGAGGCGUGAACGACUUUAAAGAAGAGCUUUCCAUGUUUGUAGGUUUCGGGCUGCAGGGAGGACUCGUUCUGGACUUAUUAAUUAAAAAAAACUAAUAAUAGAAAGAUGAA